UCACUGAAGCAACCGAGAGAUUAAAACAUAGCUCUGUAACGUUUGAUAUAAAAAGGAAGUAAGCGGGAGACGUUUACAGCCAUUAUACAUACGAACGAUCCUCUUCUGAACGACCCCAUCCAGUGAAAGAUGCCUUCCCGCUUCAGUUUCUACUCUGCACUUGUGCUGGUAGCGACAGGUUUUGUCCUCAUAGCAGUUGUUGAUUCAGAAGAGCAAAUGACCACCUGUGAUUCCCACAAUUUGAACGUCCAUCGUCUACACUGUGAGGAAGGAGUGAUCAUCAUAGAGCAAGCUUUGUACGGUCGCUCAAGCGUGGCGGUGUGCGCCGAAGGCCGACCUCCACAGCAGGUGGCAAACACGCAGUGCGCUCGCCCAGGCGCAGUUGACACCCUGAGAACAAGAUGCAAUGGCAAAAAGACGUGCGACAUAAACACAAGUUUUUUUAGCACUCCCGAUCCCUGUGUUGGCACCUUUAAAUAUUUGCAGACCAACUUCACCUGCAUGCCUGCAAUUACUGUGGUAGCAUGCGAGGAGUCUUUGGCGCAAUUGUCUUGUGAUGUCGGGCAAGUUAUCUUCAUCUACGGUGCCGACUACGGACGUCGCGACCAGACCACGUGCGCCUUCAGGAGGCCUCCGAAUCAGAUACAAAAUGUCGAAUGCCUACGCCCGACUGAAAUUGUCCUCAACAGGUGCAAUGGGCAAAACAACUGUACCAUUCGUGCAAGCAACAGUGUGUUUGGAGACCCCUGUGUAGGCACUUACAAGUACUUGGAGGUUGCUUACACUUGUCUAUUUCAAUAGACCUAACCUUUGCACACCUUGCCGGAAAAAAAACAUGGAGUACAGUCACAUUGUUUAAGAAUGGCUUGUCGAUGGCUGUCAUUGGCACUGAAACAUGAUCUUUCAACAUAGAAGAAACAUAAUCUGCCUUACAUUUGUUCAAUUCCACUCCCAAAUAAAUUUGUUCUUGCAAUCA
Corythoichthys intestinalis (scribbled pipefish) is the source of this 976-nucleotide messenger RNA. RefSeq names its product L-rhamnose-binding lectin SML-like. The record is from RefSeq and is a predicted model, not a curated record. Lineage: Eukaryota; Metazoa; Chordata; Actinopteri; Syngnathiformes; Syngnathidae. The transcript is spliced from 9 exons. Gene Ontology annotation, molecular function: carbohydrate binding. Bases 130 to 801 code for a protein of 223 amino acids.